AACACUGUCAUUUCCCUGUCACUCAAAGUAACUUCCAAGACCAUGUCAACUGAUAUAUGCGACGUCGCUGAAGUGCAAAGGAACUGUAAUUCUACCUACUUGCGAAUGUCGAGGCACUGAGACGGGCUGAUAGUUUAAGCUUUGUCAAAACUCGGUCUGGGCUUUAAAAGAACGUUCUUCAGAGGCAGUCCCUGAUCUUCAGCGCGCGUUAUGUUGCUAUGGAGAUGAGGUCUCUGCCGGCAGAAACAAAGUAAGAGGUUGCGCUUUGAAACAAAGUAGCCUACCAAGGAAGAAAUCCUUUUGAAACUUCAGAAUUGUAUCGAUCGUUUUCAUCGCGUAUUAUGUGUGGCUCCACCACACCAAUAAAAAGGAGAACAUAACCUAUUUCCAAGAUUUUGAAUAAGGGAAAGAGUACAGUACGGGAUGAAGAGUCGAGUUGCAGAGGGUCGUCUGCAGGUGCUUCAGAUCUACAAACUGCUACAGCACGUCCAUGAUGGAGACAAAUCCCGGAUAGAGACGAUGGUGAGCAUGGGGGUGGACCAGCUAAUCAACCUGACUGAACCCAAGCAGGGCACCGGUGUUCUCCACCUGGCUUCAGAGGCCAACAACACAGACAUGGUCAGCUUCCUGCUGUCCCUGGGCGCCCAUCCCAACAUCCAGGACACGAGGGGUCGCACCCCUGUGAUGCUCGCCGCAGAGCUGGGCCACAUCGACAUGGUGAACCUGCUGGCCGAAAGCAACGCUGACAUGAGCCUGGUGGACUCGGAGGGGAAAGGCAUGCUCUUCUACUGUAUGGUCCCUACCAAGCGCCAUACGCGCUGCAUGCAGGUGGGCCUGAAAGGCAACGCUGAUGUCAACAACGUGUCGCUGGCCGGGGUGCCAGUCUUCCUGCUGGCGUGUGAGCAGGCACCAGAAUGUGCCACUAUGUGUCUCAGGAUGCUGGAGAGUGGUGCUGACCCCAACGCAACCAAUGAGGCAACCGGCCGGACAGCCCUGAUGGAGGCCUCCCGAGCAGGGUGCCUCCAGCUGGUGAGAGCCAUCCUGCAGAGGGGAGGGAACCCCAACGCCCUGGACAAGAAGAGCUUCCAUGCCACACACCUCGCAGCCAUGGGCGGCUUCUUCGAGGUGAUCCAGAUUCUGUCUGCGUACGGAGCAGAUAUGGGGGUGAUGACCCUGGAGGGCAGUACUGCUCUGCACUACGGGGCCUACGGUGGUUUCACCGACUGCUGCCGGUUCCUGGCUCAGAGAGGUUGUAACUCCAAGCUGAAGGACCAGGAGGGUUUGUUGCCGCGCCAGGUUGCCAAGGACAACGGCCACAGGGCGGCCACAAAGGAGCUAAAGAAGGCCGAGAGGUUACAAGGGAAGUACUCCAAGCCUGGCGUGUCCAAUCCGAACCCUCCCUGGGCCCUGACCCUCCACGAUUGGUCCUACGAGAACGAGACCGUCCUUCGCAACGCCUUCGCGGAGGAGUCAGGGGGAACCGAUUCGGUUUCUGGGGAGACGUUCAUCUCCGUGCUGCAGGGCCACCACGCGCCGGCAGAACUCGACGAGCUCCACACCAUCCUCGCGGCCCACGACAAGAGGAGAGAAGGCAUCAUCAGCGUCAACGAGUUCUUCAAAGGCCUCAAGUACCUUCAGAAGCCCUUCGUCAUGAGCUCCUACGGCCCCAAGAAGAAAAAAGGGGGGAAAGGAGCGGGGAAGAAAGGGAAGAAGAAAGGGAAGAUCACCAUUCCUCUUCCCAUCUGCACUGUCCCCUCGGAGCUCAUCCACCGGCGGGACGACGGUGGUCCACCUCACUUCAUGAUUGAGACCCACCACCUCGCCACCGACCUCAGCCGCUUCGACCGGGACCACCCUCCCAGCCACCCCAUCCAGGACGACUCCGCCUGGUACAUGGACGAGCCUGACAAGGUCUACAUCAACAUCAGCUACAGCGUAAAGACCGGAGACCUGGAGUCUCUGGACCUGGCCUUCAGUCAGGGGGUGCCUGUGGACGUGAAGGACCGCUUCUACAAGACCCCGCUCAUGACCGCAUGCUCCAGCGGCAACUAUGACGUGGCUCACUACCUUCUCAGCCAGGGGGCUGAUGUAAACGCCUGUGACCAGUUCCGCUGGACGCCACUUCACCAUGCCUGCCACGCCGGCCAAUUGGACGUCGUGGAGCUGCUGCUGGAACGAGGCGCCUCGGUGGACGCCCCGGCACUGAACGGAGCCACGCCCCUCAUGAGGGCCAUCGAGAGCUGCAGGCUCUGCUGCGUGGACUUCCUCAUCAAGGCUGGAGCCGACGUUGCCGCAGAGAACAAGAAAGAACAAAAUUGCCUGGCCAUAGCUCGUGCCUAUGCAGACAUACGGAUUGUGGACUUGAUUAAGGCUAAGAUUGAUACUCUGCCUAAACCCAAAGAGAACAAGAAAGCCAAGACUGCAAAACAACCACAACAGAAACCCAAACCAGCUACCGCUACAGAAAAGAGCGCUGAAACGCUGAACUCAGUGCCGUCCCACAAGCUGGCAAAGAAAGAAACCUCCAUGAAGGAAACUGUUGUCAUGCACAGCUCCCAGAUCACCCAGGGGAAACUAGGCAAAGUGGACAUCAGCUUUUUGCCCAAAACGGUGAGGGGCAAGCAGCUCACCAGCAGCCAGAUGCUGGAGAAGAAGGAGAGGCGGAGGGAGAGGUUCUCCUACGAGGUGGACUUUGAGGACUUCCUGAUGCCCUUCAGCAUGAACAUCCAGAAGAAAUCUCUGGAGCUGUCUGAGGUCACCAACUAGAGGAGCAAAUCAAGAGCAGUGCAUCUGCAGCUGGUCUCUGUGUUCUGACUGGUCCCAGCUCUGUACUGGACCAUACAGGAGAUAGUCCUAAGACAGGCAUGUGCAGAUGGGCAUCAGUAGUGUAGGAGAUGGCCUACUUACCAACAACAUGCCAUGAAGGAAAGAUGUUCAGUUUAAAGCGAUUUUACACAGUGCACUAGUGCCAUGUGAUCACAGGUUCUUGUGUUUGUACUCUGUAGCAUAUUCAGUGAAUAAAUGGAUCUGUGCAUU
Messenger RNA from Osmerus eperlanus (European smelt), 3036 nucleotides. RefSeq names its product ankyrin repeat and EF-hand domain containing 1a (gene ankef1a). The record is from RefSeq and is a predicted model, not a curated record. NCBI's taxonomy places the organism in Eukaryota, Metazoa, Chordata, Actinopteri, Osmeriformes, Osmeridae. Bases 424 to 2766 code for a protein of 780 amino acids. The transcript has 10 exons. Gene Ontology annotation, molecular function: calcium ion binding; protein binding.